UGCGUUGGCCUAGCUAUGGCUGUGUCGCUCGCGUGCCAGGCGCCGAGGACUCCAAUGGCGAUUCCUCCAUCGUAUGCAGACCUUGGCAAAUCUGCCAGAGAUAUCUUCAACAAAGGAUAUGGGUUUGGGCUGGUGAAACUGGAUGUGAAGACAAAAUCUGCAAGUGGAGUGGAAUUCACAACAUCUGGUUCAUCGAACACAGACACUGGAAAAGUGAAUGGAAGCUUGGAGACCAAAUACAAGUGGGCUGAGUAUGGGCUGACUUUCACAGAAAAAUGGAACACAGAUAACACUCUGGGAACAGAAAUUGCAAUUGAAGAUCAGAUUGCCAAAGGCUUGAAGUUGACGUUUGAUACAACUUUCUCACCAAAUACAGGAAAGAAAAGCGGGAAAAUUAAGUCAGCAUAUAAACGUGAAUGCCUAAACUUAGGUUGUGAUGUUGAUUUUGAUUUUGCUGGGCCUGCAAUCCAUGGUUCGGCUGUCUUUGGUUAUGAAGGAUGGCUAGCGGGCUAUCAAAUGACUUUUGAUAGUGCCAAAUCAAAAUUGACAAGGAAUAACUUCUCUGUGGGUUACAAGACUGGAGACUUCCAGCUUCACACCAACGUCAAUGAUGGUUCAGAAUUUGGCGGUUCAAUUUACCAGAAAGUGAGUGACAAUCUUGAAACUGCCGUAAACCUGGCAUGGACAGCUGGUAGCAACAGCACUCGCUUUGGAAUUGCAGCUAAAUACAAGUUGGAUUCCACCGCUUCUAUCUCUGCAAAAGUGAACAACUCUAGUCUAGUUGGAGUGGGUUACACCCAGACCCUGAGGCCAGGUGUGAAGCUUACUUUGUCUGCCCUGAUAGAUGGAAAGAGCAUCAAUGCUGGUGGCCAUAAACUUGGUCUUGGCCUGGAAUUGGAGGCUUAAAAAGGUGAAGAAACUGCUGCAGAGAAGGGAUAUCAGAAGAAUUUGGCCUUAAAACGUAUUUCCAAUGUGACCAGCAGGCUUUUUCCCAAAAAGAGUACAAGAGCUGUAUUUGUAUUUAGACAGUUACUUGUUAGCUGGUUUCUAGUUAAAUUGGUUACCCGUCUAGUUACAAGUCUGCACUAGCGCAGUCACUUAAACAUUAUUUAAAUGUAUUUAACUGUUCAAUGCGCUACCCACAAAUAAUGAAAUAGACAUCUGAGAAAACUGUACAAUUGUGUGCAUGUUUGUUUUAUGUUCCUUUUAACAUUCAAUAUUGCUGUUGAAUGGAAAAUCAAUCAGUGGAUAUCUUGAAAUGAGGUCAACAGUUUUGUCAAAUCACCUUAAGUAGAAAUACAUUUGGUAUCCCAAGAUGACUCAAAUUAUGAAUAAAACAAGUACACACAUACUUAUGCCUCAGAUAUUUUAAGAGUUAAGAUAAUAGGGUAGUGCUCAGUUAAGUUUUAACUAAUGCUAACUCAAGAUGUAGUGCUCUGUAUCUUUGUGCAAUUAAGGACUCACCCCAUCCAUGAAAAUGCUGAAUAUAGCUGGUUUUCACCAAACAGUUAGAUUCCUCAAGCAAGUCAUGUCUUUGGUUUUGGUUUGUUUUGGUUUUGUUCAGUUAAGGUAAGAUUUGUCAUGUCACGAUGGCUUAAGUCCCUUUUGUUUCGUGGGCAAGAUUUACUGCAUUACUAGUUGGCCUGCUCAUGUAAAGGGUGCAGAGUGAUUUCCAUGCCAUGUUAAGGCAUUUAAAAAUUGCUUUUACACAAGGGAAGGGGGGGAAGGGGAAGAAAUCCCACACUUAUCUGCUUAUAUUUGUAUGAAGUGAGACUUAACAACUGCAACUGAAUGUAAUGGUACAACAGCCUGCUUAGCCCAAAUACUGUGAGAGGUUUCUGCUUAAACUGAAUGAAAUAAAGGCUUAAUUUUAAGUGGAAA
This is a messenger RNA of Meleagris gallopavo (turkey), 1881 nucleotides long. It is a transcript of the gene VDAC2, whose product is annotated as voltage dependent anion channel 2. Gene Ontology annotation, molecular function: voltage-gated monoatomic anion channel activity. NCBI's taxonomy places the organism in Eukaryota, Metazoa, Chordata, Aves, Galliformes, Phasianidae. The record is from RefSeq and is a predicted model, not a curated record. Gene Ontology annotation, cellular component: mitochondrial outer membrane. Gene Ontology annotation, biological process: monoatomic anion transmembrane transport.